GUUUACAAGCCGCGUGAUCUCUAUUCUCUAGCCGCGAACCACUCAAGAGAGAAAAAGCGGGACGAGAAAAUAACCACAUCAGCCGUUAGCAAUUACCAUUAUCAGGGUUUGUUUCAAAACAAAGAAAGAAGGAAGGAAAACUCCAAAUCAAAGGAGAGAGAUAGAGAGACAGACGACAGACAAGACACAAAAAGCGGAGUGCCCGCAAAUGCAAUGAUGGAAGCAAGCAAGCAAUCAUCAAAAAACAACAGCAGGUCCACUACUACUGCAACAAAUUCAAAUCUUUUUCAGUAAUGGCUGCUCCUCUUUCAAGAAACAAGGCUCCAGCUCGCUUAUCUUCCUCUCCCCUCCUUUGGAUCAUUGCCUUGGCCUCCCUCACCGUUUUUUUUCUUUACAAGGUAGAUAAUUUGGCAUUACAAACAAAAACGGUAGCGGGUCACAACUUACCACCGACACCAUGGCAUUUGUUUCCUCCCAAAAACUUCGACGAUCAAUCCCGUCAUGCUCGAGCUUACCAAAUUCUACAUUGUUCAUACCUAACAUGCCCGUAUUCCAACACUACCGUUUCGAAAGGUCACGGAUUCAACUCCCCCUCAUCGAGCCCCAAAUGCCCUAGAUUUUUCAUGUUUAUCCACCAUGAUCUGGAGCCAUGGGCCCAAUCACGGAUAACCGUGGAUCACAUAAUGGGGGCCAAAAAUUAUGCGUCCUUUCGUGUUGUCAUUUAUAAGGGGAGAUUGUAUUUGGAUCCUUAUUAUGCGUGUGUUCAAAGCCGAAUGAUGUUUACAAUAUGGGGAUUUUUGCAAUUGUUAAAAAGGUAUCCUGGGAUGGUACCUGAUGUCGAUAUUAUGUUUGAUUGCAUGGAUAAGCCUAGUAUUAACAAAACUGAACAUGAUUCCUUCCCUUUGCCGCUCUUUCGGUAUUGCACUACCAAGGAUCACUUUGAUAUUCCAUUUCCUGAUUGGUCUUUCUGGGGUUGGCCAGAGGUAAAUAUAAGACCGUGGGAUGAGGAGUUUCGAGACAUUAAACGAGGUGCCCAAGCUCGAAGUUGGCCAAAGAAAUGGCCUCGAGCUUACUGGAAAGGGAAUCCAGAUGUUGGUUCUCCUACUCGUACUUCGCUGCUGGAAUGUAAUCACACUAAGAAGUGGGGGGCGCAAAUUAUGCGUCAGGAUUGGGAAGAAGAAGCAAAAGGUGGUUAUGUGAGCUCGAAACUAUCACAUCAGUGUGAUUAUCGGUACAAAAUCUAUGCCGAAGGCUUUGCGUGGUCUGUGAGCUUGAAAUAUAUUAUAUCCUGCGGUUCUCUUGCACUGAUAAUUUCCCCACAGUAUGAAGAUUUCUUCAGCCGUGGCCUCAUUCCUGAGAAAAACUAUUGGCCUGUCUCUUCUGAUGGGUUAUGCCAGUCCAUAAAGUUUGCUGUUGACUGGGGUAAUACAAACCCCACAGAGGCACAGAAAAUAGGAAAAGCAGGACAGGAUCUUAUGGAAAGCUUGAGUAUGGAUCGAGUUUAUGAUUACAUGUUCCACCUCAUAUCGGAGUACUCCAAGCUGCAGGACUUCAAGCCUGUCCCGCCAUCUUCCGCACUUGAAGUGUGUGUGGAUUCCCUGACUUGCUUUGCUGAUGAGAAACAAAAGCGGUUCUUUGAAAGAGCUACUGCCUUCCCUUCACCAAGCCCCCCAUGCACUCUUCAACCUGCCAAUAGUGAUUUCAUCAAGAGUUGGAUGCAACAGAAACAGAGAACAAUCACAAAUGUGAGAGAAAUGGAGUUAAAAGCUUGAAGAGAGAAGACAAUUAAGGACAGGAUUACACCAUCAAGCUUGUAAACUAGAACCAUUUUUUGCAGGUUUAGAGUUGCUUAUAGUUUGUGUUUUGUUUCCAUAUGAAAUCAAGAGUUACCACUUUCGCUUCA
Populus trichocarpa (black cottonwood) is the source of this 1903-nucleotide messenger RNA. RefSeq lists its product as uncharacterized. The transcript has 6 exons. The record is from RefSeq and is a predicted model, not a curated record. Bases 294 to 1772 code for a protein of 492 amino acids. Lineage: Eukaryota; Viridiplantae; Streptophyta; Magnoliopsida; Malpighiales; Salicaceae.